AAGGUAGCAAACCCAGUACGGUUCUGAGUGUUAACAAACUCUUCGCAAUGGAAAAUCUAGCACUUCCCUAUCUCAAUGCUCUUACUGUGUUGCCUUUGAGUUUUCACAAAGAACAAAGCACAAAAUUAUUGGGGAAAGCUCGUCAUUUUAAAUCCGUGAAGCCAUCUUCUCUCAAACUUACACCAUCUGUUAGUACUCACCAUCCUAAUUCAGGCUGUGUCCGAAUGCAAGCUGGUGAGGAAGACUACGAAUUGAAGCAGAUGAGGGACAUGGCUGCUGCAAAGAAGAGAUGGGAUACUAUGCUCAGGGAAGGAAAAGUAAAGGUACUUACACCUAGGGAAGCUGGCUAUGCUAUUCAACUCUCUAACAAAACCUUACUUGAUGUUCGUCCCUCUUGUGAGCGUGAAAAGGCUUGGGUUAAAGGCUCAACCUGGAUUCCAAUCUUCGAUGUUGAUAAUGGAUUUGAUGCUGGAACACUUUCCAAAAAGAUCACAACUUUUGCCAUGGGUGGCUGGUGGAGUGGUGCGCCUACAUUAUCUUAUAACAAGCAGUUCUUAUCAAAAGUUGAGGAGAAACUCCCCAAAGAUACAGAUGUUAUUGUUGCAUGCCAGAAAGGAUUGAGAUCUCUAGCUGCUUGUGAGCUUCUAUACGAUGCUGGAUACAGAAACCUUUUCUGGGUUCAAGGGGGUCUUGAGACUGCUGAAGAAGAGGAACUUACCAGAGAAGGUCCUCAACCUUUGAAGUUUGCUGGAAUUGGAGGGGUUUCUGAGUUCCUUGGUUGGACAGAUCAACAAAGAGUUCAAGCCGCCAGGGAAGGUUGGGGUUACCGAUUACUGUUCUCUGCCCGUCUGGUUGGAAUCUUUGUCGUUGUUGAUGCCUUAUUUAUUGGUGCUCAACAAGUAGGUCGUUAUAUCCAAGACAUAAGAUCUCACUAAUAUUCAUUGGCUAGGCUUGAAGGUAGUUGAUUACAACAUUUGAGGGACGACACUACCUUAGUUCUGGUUCACUGCAUAGAAUCCAGAGAAUUGAUGAGGAUCCCAGUUUUGUAAGUUAGAGAAGUUCUCAAAGCGGUGACAAAACCUGCCAGUUGAAAAUUCAAAACCAAUUGUUUUAAUGCUAUGAGUUAGUUUUUCGGUGAUUGCCGUGGCCAUAACCUGUCACAUAGUGCUGGCUUGUAAAGAAAAUUUCCUUUCUUUUCUCUCUCUGUGUAUGUUACUGUGAAUUUUGUAGCCUUAAAUGUAUCUCUGUUAAAUUUA
Messenger RNA from Mangifera indica (mango), 1256 nucleotides. Its product is annotated as rhodanese-like domain-containing protein 11, chloroplastic. Lineage: Eukaryota; Viridiplantae; Streptophyta; Magnoliopsida; Sapindales; Anacardiaceae. Bases 48 to 935 code for a protein of 295 amino acids. The transcript has 10 exons. The record is from RefSeq and is a predicted model, not a curated record.